Messenger RNA from Anthostomella pinea, 486 nucleotides. The record is from the annotation of a GenBank genome assembly. Lineage: Eukaryota; Fungi; Ascomycota; Sordariomycetes; Xylariales; Xylariaceae.
AUGAAGUCGACAUUGGUAUUUCUUGGCCAAGUGGUCGCGAUCUUCGCGCGGUCGCAGUUUGCAGGCGUGAACAUUGCUGGGUUCGACUUCGGGGCAGACAUCCAGGGCGCACAUAAUAUUAGCAACUCCCAAGGUCCAGUUGUGACCCUCGGCGAAGGCCACAGCGAUGGUGGUGCCCAGAUGGUCCAUUUCUCCCAGAAUGACGGGCUCAACACGUUCAGAUUGCCGGUGACAUGGCAGUUCCUAAUCAACAGCCGGAACCUGAACGGUUCAGCGACUGCAGCAACCGGCGGAAGCUCAAACGGGACGCUUGACCGGGUCAACGCGGCGGCGUACAACCAGCUCGUCAGAGCCUGUCUGGAUACGGGCUCUUCCUGCAUUGUCGAUAUUCACAACUACGCCCGUUUCGAAGGGCAGGUCAUCGGCCAAGGCGGGCCCAGCAAUGCGCAGUUCGCAAACCUGUGGUCCAGAUCGCCACCAUGGUAA